AUACUGCGUGACCUCACUUCCCUAGCAACGGGGGCGGGACGGGCGCGCCUGGCGGUGCGGUGCGGCCCCGCCUCAGGCGCCCCUCGCGUCGUGCUCGAUAGCCGCGGCCAACUCCGCCAGCCCCGUGGGGAGGAGCCGUGAGCGGCACCGGCGACGGCGGCAGCCGCGGCCCCACCACAUGGCCUCAGUGAAGCUGCCCGGGCCGUCUGCGCCGCGACGCUUAUGCCGGAUAGGGAACGGCGUCUCGCAGCCCUCCUUGUUGUCGUCGUUCCCCUGUCAGCGUAGCGAAGAGGUGCUCCCGGCGCCGCCGCCCCGCGCUUCCAGGAGGGGGGCCUGGGCGCGUUCUUGUGUAACUUGUCUUCGUAUCGUCCACAACAAUCGGGCUCAAGCCUUUUGGCUUCAAAGCAAGGUGACAGCUCGACUUCUACUCUGUGUCAGCUAUGUUGCUGCUGAGAACGGCAUGCAGGCCAGGAGAUAAGAGUGAAGUAAAGAAACCAAGUGUGAAAGGGAUUGUUUUAAGGAGGCAAAAUAGGGAGCCGGACUUGGGAUGCUCACCUGAUGCAGCAGUCUAACAGCCCAUCCAGCCUACCAAGUAUUGUGUGUUGCAGGCAGCAAAAGGCUUGGUAGCAGGUGGAGUAGGGAGUGCAGAGCUUCACACAUGCACAAAGCAAAAGUGGAACCUCCAGAGCUCUAUGGUCAUCUGCUGAGGACCUCUAACGUACCACCUGUGUGCCUCUUUGCCUUCUGUUUUGUGUCUAAGGACUUCCAUGCUGGAGGACAGAGUGAUAACGUUGUGCAGUGCCUGCCAAGUAAGUGACAAGCACUGCACAGGAAGCCUUUCGUGCUUGCAGGGUUAGGAGAGCAGAUUCUUGACAGCACAGAGGUGCAACCAACUCAGCUAAUCCCAAGGAUCACCGGUAGAUAAUCUGCUCGGAGAUAGUUUGCUCAGAUGUGCUGUUUACUGAUGAAGAUAACUGCACCUCUCACACAAAGCAGCCUCCUCUCCCCUGCUCAGUGUGCUGUCAGUGUUGCUUUAUUUGUUUUAAUCUCUUGCUAGCAUUUUUUGACUUGCUGCUGCCACUCACACCCCUGCCACAUGCAGAUUGAUACAGCAAUGUGAUGGACAAAAAAAAUCCUGCUCCAGAAGUUCCCUGUGCUGCUGCUUAUCCCUCUGUGAUGGACGGCGGCAUGACGUGAGCUACUACCAGCCUCAUAGAGCAGACAAAGGCAAAGAACUGAAAAGCUCAGGCCCCUUGGUUGCUUUUAGGCACAGGGGCAAGGACCGUCGCUACGUGAGCUGCAAAGGGCGAAAGGGCAGUGAAUACUUCCUUUUUCUGGGUGGCGUACACUGGGGCGGAGCUGCCGGUCGGAGCUCACCGCAGCGAAGGCUCUGAGAACUGAGGGGAUGCUGCCAUCGAGCGUCCACUCUUCGGGAUUGCAGCUCGGCAUCCGAGUGCCGUGAUUCUUCCGUGCUCUCUGCUGACACCGGGCGGCCGACAUUGGGUACCGCAGCCCGGGAGAUGCGUAUGCGCGGUGCUGUCCCCCGUGCUCCACGCUGCCGUCCGUCGGUAACGACAAUGCGAUACCAAGGUGCUCGCUGGUUGGUGCAGCCACUUUCGUUGCUGUCUCCCGGUACGAAACCGCCGCGGCCGUCCCACCUGGGACGCGGUGGCGGCUCCUGGCGUGCAAAGCGCGCAACGGUAACGCCGGUGUCGCCCGCUCUGUGCUGCCACCCUGCGGCCGGAGCGUGGCCCCGCAGCCCGCACUCGUGCCCGGCCGUGAUGCCGAAACCGAGGCUACCGGUGGUCAGCGAGUUCCUCUGGCGGGUGUGUCUCCUGACCGCUGGCUGCCCCGGGAUGGAAGGCAAGAAGCCUCAAACCAUCCCAUCCGGCAGGCUUCCCGUCCGCUGGAGGCAAGCCGGGUCAGCGCAGCCCCUAGGAGUUACUCGGCUUCUUCCUGAGGAUGCUGCCGCCUGCACCUGUCUCAGGCUCAUGGGGAUUGUCUCUGCCAAACCUUACUUUCCUUGUGAGUGGGGGCAAAAAAGCAGAGCAUUUGCAGGACAAGUGGACAAGACCUACUGUCAAGAGAAGGGAGGACAACCAAGCCACUGGAAUUACAGAAGACAAAGGGAGAAGGAGAAAAAAAUGCCAAGGCAGAAUCUGUCAAGUUCUCCUGACAGCACCAACCUGCGAAUGCCAUAAAGAACCGGGAUCCUCCUCGGUCCAAGUCUCUCUUCAGUAAAUCAUUAUUAAUGAGGCCGUUUAAAUGACACAGCCCCUAACGGCGUGACGGGGGGAUGCACACCGAAGGAGUCGGCUGUCACUCAGGACGUUCCAGCUCCCGACCCGCCGCUGUCGCACUGUCCUCAGCCCCGGAGCGUAAACUAGCACCGCCGGGGCUCCCCCCUGUCCGGAGCAGCUUCUCGGCGACAGGCGGACACUCCCGCUGUCCCACAGGGGUGGGUCGGCACAGGGCGCUGCCGCCAGCGUGCUGGUGCGGCUUUCACGGCACUCCCGGGGGUCCGGAAGGGCUCUUCGGUCCUCCAGAUGUCGCACUCCAUGAUCCCGCAGUCUCCCAGCCUCCCGAAAGUACCCGACAGUCUCUAUGGUAGCGCAGCCUGUCUCGUGGAGAUGUCAGUCAGUCUCUAUGGUAGCGCAGCCUGUCUCGUGGAAAUGUCAGUCAGUCUCUAUGGUAGU
Molecule: messenger RNA, 2696 nt
Organism: Pogoniulus pusillus (Red-fronted tinkerbird)
Lineage: Eukaryota; Metazoa; Chordata; Aves; Piciformes; Lybiidae
Exons: 2
Coding region: 1521-2201 (226 amino acids)
Source: RefSeq, a predicted model, not a curated record